UGAUGAAAAACAAGAAGGAGAAAUCUCCCAGCUCCCGGCCUAUUCUAGAGAUCUACUCUGCCUCAGGAAUCCAGCUGGCCAGCGUUGUGUGGAAGGACUCUCCGGCGAUGUUCCUGGGCUGGACCACCAGUGAGGAGCUGCUCAGCGUCCAAGAGAACGGAAUCGUCCUUCUCCACAGCCUGUUCGGCGAAUUCAAGAAGAAAGUCACCAUGACCAACGACGUGGUGCAGGAACGUGUGCUGGAGGCCAGGGUCUUCUACACGACAUACGGCACCGGCUUGGCCAUCCUAUCCGCCCUUCAACACCGCUUCAGCCUGGCCAACAACAUCUAUGACAUGAAACUACGGAAGCUUCCCGUCGUGCCAGGUCUCCAAGGCCCCCCUUCCUGCUGGACGGUCCUUUGUCAAAACAGGGUGACCAACAUUUUCUUUGCGGUCGGGCAAGAACUGUACCUUCUGGAUGACGCAGCCUACAACCCGGUGACCCUGCCUGGGCUCAGUCCCCACGCCGGUUCCUUCCUCAGGAUGGCCGUGUCGUUCAACCACCGGUUUUUGGCACUCUUCACCAACACCGGCUACGUCUGGAUGGGCCGGUCGAACUUAAAGGAAAAAAUGGCUGAAUUCACUUGCGACUACCGAUCGCCUCCCAAGCAGAUGGCCUGGUGUACUCGACAGCACAGCCGGCAGCGUGCUGUUGUGAUGGCCUGGGACCGGUGCCUUGUGGUGGCUGGAAGCGACCAGCAAAGCAUCCAAUACCCUCUGAGCGAGGAUUCGCACCUGGUCCCAGAGCUGGACGGGGUGCGCAUUUUCUCUCGCUCCACCCACGAAUUCCUCCAUGAGAUCCCAGAGGCCAGUGAGGAGAUCUUCAAAAUCGCCUCCAUGUCGCCCGGGGCCUUGCUGCUCGAGGCUCAGAAAGAGUAUGAGAAAGAAAGCCAGAAGGCGGAUGAAUACCUGCGUGAAAUCAAGGACCAGAAACUGCUUUCGGAGGCUGUUGAGCAAUGCAUUAAAGCAGCCAGCUAUGAACAUUCCCCGCCCAUCCAGAAAGCUCUGCUCCAGGCAGCCUCUUUUGGAAAAUGCUUCAUCGACAAAUACGCACCGGAACAUUUUGUCGAAACCUGCCGAGAUCUGCGAGUGCUUAACGCCGUGCGAGAUUACCAGAUUGGGAUGCCCCUCAGCUUCGACCAAUAUAAACAGCUGACCAAGGAGGUUUUACUGGAUAGGGUGGUUUUAAGAAGACUGUAUCCCAUCGCCAUCAAGAUCUGCGAGUAUCUCCGUCUCUCCGAAUUCCAAGGAAUAAGCCGGAUUUUGGCCCACUGGGCCUGUUACAAGGUUCAACAGAGAGACAAAUCAGACGAGGAAUUGGCCCAAGUCAUCAACCAGAAACUCGGUGACGCCGUGGGCAUUUCGUAUUCGGACAUCGCGACGCAGGCUUACGAGAGCAGCCGGCCAGAGCUGGCUAUCAAGCUGCUGGAAUACGAACCCAGGCCAGGAAAGCAGGUUCCUCUUUUGCUGACCAUGAAUAGAAACCAGCUAGCGUUGAGCAGAGCCAUCGAGAGCGGGGACAGUGACCUGGUUUACACCGUCAUCUCGCGCCUGAAGGACGACCUCAGCCGGGGCGAUUUCUUCAUGGCUUUGCAGAACCAGCCCGUGGCGUUGAGUCUCUAUCGUCAGUUCUGCAAACAUAAGGAGCCCAACACACUUAAAGACCUCUACAAUCAAGACGACAACCACCAAGAACUGGGCAACUUCCACGUCCGUAGCAGCUACGUCAGUGAGAAGGCUCAAGGGGAACCUCUGUUCUGGUGGCUGAAGAUCAGUGCCUUGGCAGAACAAGGGGCCUGGGAAGAUCUAGAGAAGUUCUCCAAGUCCAAAAAGUCACCUAUCGGCUACCUGCCCUUUGCAGAGAUCAGCAUGAAGUAUGGCAGGCCGGGUGAAGCCAAGAAGUACGCCGCCCGAGUCACCCCCGAACAGAAAGUGAAGGCGUUCCUCUUGGUGGGGGACUUCACUCAAGCCGCCGAAGCCGCCGUGGAGCGCAAGAACGAAGCAGAAAUGGCACUCAUCCUCUCGAAAUGCACCGACGCCACCGUGGUGGCCAGGCUGGAGCAGGCGAAAGCUCAACUGGGAAAGAAAUGAGCUUUUCCACACCAUUCACCAGUUACUUCUCACCGGCCCUGCCGGGUUGCAAAAGAACAAACAAACAAACUCUGGCCCGGUCCAGAAGCAGCUUUGCAACUUCCAGGAGUUUGUGACUACCGUCUCCAUCCUCCCCAGCCGGCCCUCUGACGCACGCACCUGGACGGAAGGGCCGCCAAGUUGAACUGAAACAAGGACAACUGGGCUCCUGCUAGACUUAGGGAAGAUUUGAACUGAGAUUUGUUAAUGGGAAUGCCCUGAAUGUUGGGGUGCUGGGUUUGGUUUUUGUUUUUUUGAGGAGGGGGGUGAAUU
Messenger RNA from Pseudonaja textilis, 2444 nucleotides. The record is from RefSeq and is a predicted model, not a curated record. NCBI's taxonomy places the organism in Eukaryota, Metazoa, Chordata, Lepidosauria, Squamata, Elapidae.